Messenger RNA from Penicillium roqueforti, 1593 nucleotides. RefSeq lists its product as uncharacterized. The coding region runs from base 1 to 1593 and encodes 530 amino acids. The transcript has a single exon. The record is from RefSeq and is a predicted model, not a curated record. NCBI's taxonomy places the organism in Eukaryota, Fungi, Ascomycota, Eurotiomycetes, Eurotiales, Aspergillaceae.
AUGGCCCGAUCCAACGCUCCUGACGCUACCCACAUUCCACACAUCCUGAAACCACUUGCUCCUUACGUCAGAUCGCGCCAGGAAACCCUUCAUAUCCGCCAGGCACUGACGUCUUAUCUUCGCUCAUUUAUCGAAUUCAACGAUCAGUCAAGCGAUCUUGCUCAAUCCCACCUCUCCCUGUGCGCGUCGACCGAUGCCGUUACCAAUGUCAAACGCAUCCCUGCCGAUCUUCCUGGGCUGAGAAAGGAUUAUCUCAAGGCAUUGGCAGCCAAUGUUGCCGCCCGCAAAGAGUUCGCCUUGGCGUCUGAGGAUGUCGCCUCUUUAAGGCGCCAGCGGACGGCCCCGAAAGCCCCUUCUGACGAUGCUGAUAUGCAAGAGCCCGGCACCGAACUUCGCGAAUACCUUGCUCUCCUACGCGAUCGACGCCGCCAUACCAAGCUGCAGGUGUUUCAGAAUUAUCUUGAAGAGAUUAGAACCCGCGAUUCGGGGAGCGUGGAGGACGUUGGCAAUAAUAGCGAGCAAAUUCUGUUGCCGGAGGCAGAUGCGGAGGUCGGGCGCAAUGACACUGAAACGGGCUUGGAUGAACUAGUGCAUAGCCUCGAGAGAGCAGUUGUCUGCGCGAGGGCUCAAUUGGACCGCCAGAAGCAAUUAUUUGAGAAAGCCAAGGCACAGCAUGAUCCCCAAGCCGAGACUGCAGAUACCAAAGCACAGGCAUUACAAAGGACCCGGGAUGAGCUAGUACAAUGGGUGGAGGAACGGCUGGUUGGUCAAGGGGAUCCAGAUGAGAGUCUGCUCCAAGAGCUUCCUCCGGAGGACAUCGAGGAGGCCCAGCGAGGGCUAGAGAAUCGCAAGAUACAGAUUGCAGAGCAAUAUGCCGCAUAUCUACAAGCCCGGCGAGAUCUCCUCGACGCCGCGUCCAGAGCUUGUCAGCCAGUCAAUUUGACCCAGAAGCCUCCGUCACGAACAACCAACAAAAUCGAACUUUCCACAGCAGAAAUGCCACCUCCUAACCCAAUCGACGUUCUGUUAUACACAAACGAAACCCUGGUCCCGCUAUAUAAGAGUCAGAAGUCGCUGGCUCUCCAGAGAUCCUAUCUAUCCGGGUUACUGUCAAAGGAAAAAUCCACGACCCUUCGCGCCCUCAAUCGUCUGAGCGAUGAAUCCCACCUACUCCCCGAAUACCCCAUUCUCGCCCGCCAGCCGCGCUUUAAGCAUACUCCUACUCUUGGCUCGCGAAUCCAGACACAGACCUCCGAGCAGACCCCGGAUGAGGUCGUUGGUCUUGCUGAGGCAUGGGCAUUUGCCUCUAAUGCUGCAGCUGCCAACGGAAAGGAGUUUGUUCAGCAAAAGAUCGCAUUAGGUAAUGAGGUUGCGCAGGACGCCCGACAAACCUUGGCUGAAGUAUGUAAAACGCUCAAUCAGGACCUCGAUGAGGUCAUGCUGGAGGGUCGGCAGAACCGAGAUGGGUCGGAUUUCUGGGCCUCCGAAACUCGCUCUCCAAAGGGGAUGUCGAGGGGUGGUGGGUCUCGGAUUGAGAAACAACCGAGUGGUCCUUGGUCACGUCUGAAUGGGAGAGUAGGGGUUGCGGAAUAA